Messenger RNA from Eucalyptus grandis, 1693 nucleotides. RefSeq names its product UPF0496 protein At3g19330. The record is from RefSeq and is a predicted model, not a curated record. Lineage: Eukaryota; Viridiplantae; Streptophyta; Magnoliopsida; Myrtales; Myrtaceae. The transcript has 3 exons. The coding region runs from base 212 to 1519 and encodes 435 amino acids.
UGACCUGGUAGAAUUGCUUCUCUCUCUCUCUCUCUCUCUCUGACUUACCCUGUUUGCCAUCUGCACAACUUUUAUGUUUGUCCUUGCUGUGUCUUCUUUGCCCAGCAUUCUCCAUGCAUGUCUCUCAUCGGUAGACAUCCUGAAUGAUCCAUGUGCUGUUUUUUUUCCCUGAUUCUCAUCCUCUCAAAAUCUUAGAGGCGAUGUUAUACCCAUGAAGUGCGGCCGUUAUGGUUCAUUCAGCUGGCUGUCCCUCAGAAAUCGUGUGAUCAAGUCCGAUCAACAGAUGAUGAUGAAGCGCCGAAUCAGCGCAAUUGGGAAGGCAGUGCUUCAGCCCGGCGUAGCUCCUCCAUGCGCGUGGAAUGUUGCCGUGUCUCUCCGUCAAACGCUCUCCAUCUUCGCUACCCAAUUCGCAUCCGAGCAGGACCUCCAUUCCCAUCCACCGCCGUCAACGGGGACUUCGCCGGACGGGGCGUCAAGAUCGAGCCAGGCGGUCUCGCCCACUUUCGAUCUACGCCGGGAGUACACGCUCUCUCUUCAAACCAGUUCUUAUAACGAGAUUCGCUCCGUGAUUUACGUUGAAGGAUGCAGUCAGGAAGAGCAGGAAGUGGAUCUUCAAGAGCAAGAAGGCAGCGGGUCGACCCAGGAGUGGGUGCUGCAUCGCGUUCUGCAACCGAAUAGGGAAUCCGUGGGGGUGGCACUCAGGCACGCCAAGGACAAUAAGCUUACCCGAUUGGUCUCUUCAUACUUCGACCACAGCGAGAACACGUCCAAAUUCUGCCUUUUGAUUUGCCAAAGUGUGUGCCGCGCCCGCGACAUGUACUCUCCUCUUGUUGAGCUUCUCGAAGUCCUUCCUCUCGAUGCGGAUUCAUGUAGUCAAUCACAGUGCAACACGGUUCAUGAAGUCUUUGUCCAAUUUGACUGCCUCGACAACCCCUUCGAUUCAGUCGGCUCCAGUGACUUCAGCGAAAUGUGUAGCGGCUUUUCAGAGCUCAAGCAACAGCUGCACCGUAGACUACUGAAGUCCAAAUCAAGAGUUAAAUUUGUUCGCCCUGCCAUUGCAGGGUCUGCACUUUGUCUCAUCGGUACUGCAGUUGCUGCUGUUGCGUCUGCCAUUGGUGUCACAGCCCAUGCACUCAUUGCAUUUGUUAGUGCUCCAUGCUUGAUGGUGUAUCUUCCACGUGACAAAUUCUCAAAGAAAGAGCUUGCCAAUGCUGCUCAACUUGAUGCUGCUGCCAGGGGUUGUGUUCUCAGCCAUGACUUGGACACUAUCGAUCGCCUUGUCAAUCGUCUGCAUUCUGCUGUGGAGCAUGACAGACAAUCGAUCCAGAUUGGAUUGGAGAGAGGCAAGGAUAAAAAUCUCAUACUAGGGGUGGUGCAAGAGCUCCGCAAGGACCAUGCUAAGUUCCUUGAUGGUCUAAAGGAACUCGAGGAUCGCAUAUGCCUAUGCUUCAACAUGGUCAACAGGGCCAGAAAACUUCUCCUUGAAGAGAUUACCUCCCAUAGUUCUAUUGUUUCCUGACCAUUUACUUACAUGAUAUGAGAAAGUACUAAUUGAAUUGUACAUUCGUACUGAUUUAAUUGGGCAAGGUCCCUGCCUGCUAACAGCUGAUGGUUGUGAACAAUACAAAAGUAAUAGCGGGAUGUCACAGUAUUGUUUAUGUAUUUCCCCUCUAUAUGUGCAAAUUUUUUUUUA